CAUAUUGAAAAAUAUAAUAAAAAUAGAAAGAAAAUGAGCCUGGAUGUGUUUAGCCUCACGCUCACAAUUGAAAACCAGCCUGCUGGAAAUGAAAAGGAUGAUUUAAAUUUUUGCUGCUUGGAAUCCUGUGGGAAAAACCUGUAUGUUGGAACAAAAGAUUGUUUGGUGCUCCAUUUUGUUUUGCCUGACUUGAGCCAACCGGGGAAUGAGAAAACAUGCCCACAACAAAAAGAGGUUAAGAAGAGACACCUGGGGACAAAGAAGCCGAUCAGGCAGCUAAAGGCCUCACCGAUACUGACCCGUCUGCUGGUGCUCUCUGACAGUGCCGUCAGUGUGCUGAACAUGUUUAGUCUAGAACCCAUCCAAACCAUGCAGAAAAUCCGCAAUGUUGCACUGUUUGAAGUCAAUGAGAUGGCUGCGUUUACAGACCCAGUGUUCAUUGAGCUGUUUGUUGUGGCCUCAAAGAAGAAAGCCAUUUAUAUCUAUGCUGUUUCAACUGACAAAUGGGAAUGUGUGAAGGAAGUGCCAUUUCCAGAGGAGCCCUUGGCACUGGCUGUGGAUAGGAGCUGUCUCUGCGUGGCAAUGUCAGAACGGUACAUCCUUCAUAAGCACACGAAUGGAACUACCCAAGAGCUUUUUCCUUAUGAUAAAGUGAAACAAAACCCCAUAAUUAAAGUGGUUGGGAGAGGAGAAUUUCUUUUGAAUGGACCAGGAUCUUUGGGAAUGUUUGUUACAAACUGUGGCAUUUCUCAGCGUCCACCUCUACAAUGGCCAGAGCAGAUAUACAUGGCUGCUGUAUAUUUCCCAUAUGUUGUAACACUGGACAGUGAAGCUUUAAGAGUUUAUAGUAUUCUGGACCAGCAACAAAAACAGCUCAUCCCUUUUCAGAAAGGAUGUAUUCUAGUGUCAUCACAAGAAAGAGUUUUUGUAUUGACCAGCAGAGAAAUCUACAGCCUGAUACCAGUUCAAAUAGAAGAGCAAAUCGAAACCUUACUGAGCAGAGAACAGGCUUCUGAAGCUCUGGAUCUUGUCAAAGGAGCACGGGCUGUCAUUCCAAAAAAUAAAUACAAGGCAGUGUAUCAGUAUGUUCUUCAACAAGCCGGAUUUAUAAAGUUCUUCCAGGAAUGCUUUUCUGAAGCCAAGGAACUUUUCAUCAAAGGCCAUCUUGACCCCAGAGAAGUCAUUGCCUUGUAUCCUGAUUCCCCGCCUCUCAGUACAACCUUUAAACAGCCUCGUCCCUCAGUGUGCAACAUUAAGGAUCUCAAUCAGAUGAAAAAGGGAGAUCCUGAAAGGCUUCAGCGAUACAAACAAUUUCUUGUGGAUUUCUUGAGUGCAAUCCGUCUGACUGAGCAGGCGCAGCUCUACAAGGAACAGGUUGACAAUGCUCUGCUGAAGCUGUACGCAGAGAGUGGAGGCGAAGAAUUAAUCCACUUGCUGUCCACUAACAAUGCAUGCCAGCUGAAUGAGUGUGUUCACUGUCUAGAGAAACACAAGAGAUACUUUGCUUUGGGCUUCCUUUAUCACAGCCAAGACCAGGAUUACAAUGCUAUUCAGACAUGGAUUCAAAUUGCUGAUGGUUAUCUUCAUGAAUCUACAGAGAAAGAUAUCCACAGGCAUAUAGUGGAGUUCCUUAGCUUUCAACAGAAAAGAGAGCUUGUCUGGAAAUAUGCUGAUUGGGCUUUGCAGAAGAACCAGGAGGUUGGAGUACAGAUCUUCACAAAGCGUCCUCAGAGAGAACAGGAAACCUUCAGUUAUGAAGAAGUCAUUGGUUUUUUAAAGCAAUACCAGCUGGCCUUAAUGCUAUACCUUGAGUAUUUGGUUACUGCCCGUAAUUCAAAGGAGGAGAGAUACCAUACUCUCUUAGCAAUGUCAUACCUUGAGCAUGUACUGAAGUUACUGGAAAAGAAUGACAGGGACAAAAUAACUUUCUUUGGAACAAGGACUAAAUUGCAGGACCUGCUUCAUGAGUCUUCCUUUUACAAUGUUUCCGUUAUACAAGACAAAGUACUGGAUACAGAAUUGCACACAGAAAAAGCAAUUCUGUACAGCAAACAAGGAAAGCAUGACAAAGCUCUGUGGAACUUGGUUCACAAAGAGCAGGAUUUUCAAGCAGCAGAGAGGUACUGUCAGAGAAAUUCUCAAGGCAAGGACAAGGCCUUUAGAAGCAUGCUGUUCUGUACUUUGCUAAAGAUCUAUCUGGAUUCAACCACCUGCAACACAAAUGAACUAGUGACUGCAGCAGUGGACCUGCUGAACAAUAACGUGGCUGUCUUUGACAUCGUCAGUGUCCUACAAAUACUUCCUGAUUCCUGGUCACUACAGCUGCUAUCCAGGUUUCUGGUUGAGUCUAUGAGAAUCAGUAUACACUACCGGAGAAUGGAGAGCAUGGAGAAGAGUUUGGCUCAAGCCGAACACCUUAGGUACAGGUAUUCAAGGGCUAAAGCUACAGAAGGAAUCGUAAAAGUAGCAAAAGAAAGGACCUGUCAAGUGUGUCACAAAUCUUUCACAGAACCUACAUUUCUUUGGAGCCUGAGUGGAAUAUUAACGCACACACACUGUGCACGCAGAGAAACACACAGCGACCCGAAAUUUAAUUCAGGGACAUGAAAACUAAAAAAAGACAAAGACCCUGAAAAAUACCAUUGGGAUAACCUGAAGAAAUCUUAAGAGAACCAUUAGCAGGCCACAUCAGCAACACAACGCAUCUGGAACAAACAAUGUACAGUGAAAUCAAUGUGAUAACACACUGGUACCGACGAAGUACUGAAGCUGGGGUGGUCUCAUGGAAUAAAGGUUUUAACAACAAUGACUUUUUAUAUAUUACUCCCUAUAAUACUCAUUGUGUCGUCACGGCACUGUCAUACACAGCAGCACGUCCUGGCCUACUCCAUAACUCUGAACUAAAAGGUGAUAUAAUACAGUGCUGUAAAAAAGAUUAUCCUGGAGGAAUCAUAAUAACCAAUCGUUUAAUUAUAAUAUCUCACCAUACUGUGUAGAAAUUGAUUAUUGUUGUGUGCAUUCAAGCCUACUGAAUUUUCAGGAUUACAAAUGUACCAAUAAAUGCUAUAGCCAAGGAGAAAAUAAAACAAAUAAUGAAGUGACUGAUUGUCCUCUGUUAACUCUGUACAAUUGUGAAUAAUGUGGUUCAAACUAAACCUGACUUUGAGGAGUGUUUAGUGUUCAGUUUUGCACCCUCAUUGGUACAAGUUGAUAAUAAAUUGUAUUCUCGACUGUAAA
Molecule: messenger RNA, 3237 nt
Organism: Polyodon spathula (Mississippi paddlefish)
Lineage: Eukaryota; Metazoa; Chordata; Actinopteri; Acipenseriformes; Polyodontidae
Product: transforming growth factor-beta receptor-associated protein 1
Exons: 12
Coding region: 34-2607 (857 amino acids)
Biological process (GO): endosomal vesicle fusion; intracellular protein transport; autophagy
Cellular component (GO): membrane; cytoplasm
Molecular function (GO): protein binding
Source: RefSeq, a predicted model, not a curated record